AACUGUUUACUGCCUCCUAAAUAUAUGGACAAAAAAUAAUCGUUUCAGUGGAUUAUACAUAUUCAAACUAUGAGAUUUAGCGUAUGGUCAAUUUUAAAGCAAUGAUAAUAGUGCUAUUGACCUUUUUUACAUUUAAAAUAUGAUUUGAUAAAUCCUAGACAAAUAAACCACAAGGAAGGACUAAAUAUUUGAAUAAAUAGACAUGUUUUACAAAAUAUGUCGAUGUAAAGUGUUCCUUUUGAUAAUCUCACAUCAAGCGGUUUACACCCGACAUACUAAUGUAAUAUUUGAGGAUAAUUUAACGUUUCAGAUUAUGUGAAGCAAUAAAGUGACCAAGCACGAUUGUAAAAAUUCAAAAACAGUAAAAAUGACAAUGCGCCUAGAAGAUGUUGAUCGUCUCAGUAUAGAGGAGGCUGUGGAUUGGUUAGAAGAAAGGGAUAUUUCAUACGAGCUUUUAGAAACACAUAGUGAAAUGUUAGAUCUCAUUAGAGCUACACUUAGAAAAGACGAAAGCCUGGUUGAAAGAAAGUGUGUAGAUAGUGAUGAAUUUAUAUCUGAUGUCCUAAGUGAAGACGAUGCGAUGAAAUACGAACUGUUAAAGAUAUAUACAGACCUUCAAAAGUUUGUCAAAGACAACUUAGGGGAUGAAACAAGACAACGUAUUAAUAGCAUUUACACUGAUGUUGACUCUCAUCUACAAAGAAACACCGAUGACCUUAUAAAUUCAGACUGUGCUAUAGUAGUCGCAGGUGAAACAGGUUCAGGGAAAAGUAGUUUUCUGAAUCUGCUGAUAGGGACUGAUGUUUUACCGUACUCCCUCUUAUCCAAUACCUCAGCCAUUUGCCAGAUUCAUAACAGUGAGAAGAAGAAAUUUAAAGUGGUCAGAGAGAAUGAUGAAAGUGAAACAUUUGAUGUCGUGGGUGAUGGAUCGGCAGCGGAGAAAGACCUUAUAGCCAAGCUGACGCCAUAUGUCGGUCGGUCGGGUUAUGUCACUGGGAACAAAAUAAAACAUGUUGACAUCUAUUGGCCCGUUCCUAUGAUAAGGGAGCAUGUGACCAUUGUUGAUACUCCAGGGGUAGGAGAAAACCGGGAAAUGACAGAAAAGUUGGUUCAGUACCUACCAAAGGCAGUCGCAUUCAUUUAUAUUGUCAAUAGCGCUAACGCUGGCGGCAUUCAGGAAGAUACAAUACUUCAUAUCAUAUCUGAACAAAAGAAACUAGACACAGAACAUGAGCUUUCAAGUUUUGAUCCAAGAAGUAUGAUUUUUGUAUGCAACAAAUGGGACGUUGUAGAAAAACGCGGAGAAGCUGAUAGGACAUGGCAAGACACUGUCCGUAGACUCCAAAUGACCAUUCCUGGGCUCCGUGAAGAUCAUAUUUUCAAACUGAGCGUCAGCGAGGCGAUAAAGUAUAAAAAGUCCGGAAUAGGGAAUACGGAAAAAUAUCAACAUCUGCUUGAAGGACUUGAACGAUUCAUCCCAGACAGUUUGGUUGCAAAUAUCAAAAGGCAUUAUAAAUGGAUAAACAGCAUUAUUUCAAAGCUUGAGGUAUAUAUUGCAUCAAGGAUCAAUAAUGCCAAAAAAUCUUCAGAGGAGAAAGAUGAAUUUCUUAAGACGGUGAUGUUAAGACUCUCAAAACUUGAAAGAGAUUCUGAACUGGUACGCAAUCAGCUCAUAGCUGAGGCACAGAAUGAAUGUCACCUUGUUACACAAGAACUUCACAAGCAUCUCAAAAAAGAAGAUGUCAUCUCUUACCUUGAAACAUGGACAGAAGAAGAGGCUCCAGAUAUUAUUGAAAACGACCUUGAUGUCACCAAAUUCGGAGCACAAGAGAUGAUACUGCACAGACUACUGAAUGUUAUUCAAACUUGGGAGAGUGAAACUCGCAUUGUUCAAAAAGCGACACAAAAGCUAACUCGCUUAUUUAAUAGGGAGUGCUUUCUUCUUUCACAAAAAUGCAAUGCAGUCGACGAAAUUCUCGAGGGUGGUUCACUUUCUGAUACAGUCGGGCUCAUUCUAGGGAGACACUCCGGUCCAGAAAAUACUGUCGAUACUGAUUUAGAACUAGAAGCUUCAGACAUCGCAAUUAUUGCAGCAACUGCACCAAUAUGGAUACCGCUUGGAAUUGCUGCCCUUGCAAUUUUCAUUCCAGUUGGAAUAGGAUUUGGUGUAGUAAAUAGCAUCAGAAACGCACUGGAAAGAAAGGAAUACCGGAAGGACAAGGCUAAAUUUAUGCGGAAAUGGACACUUAUGUUGCUUGAUAGCCUUCAUGAAAUAGAUAAUAUAUCUCACCUCAUUGAAGGAAUGUAUCUCAAAAGUAUGAUUGCACGAAUAAAUAUUUUGUUUUCUGACUUCAUACCUAGACAAAUUGAAGCUGAUAAAACUCAACUUCACCUUAUCGUAAGUGAUAAAAGAACUGAAGUCCAAAUUCUUCAUCAAUUUCGACCAAAGAAAGAAAGGGUACACGAGCUCUUUCAAGCACUGUAUCUAUUCGAUCUGAAGUAUUUAGCAAAUGAUUUGAUUGGCAUAUCAAAGAUUCUGCGUUACAGACAAAUUGGAAGUGGCAAUUUUUCAGAUGUAUAUCGGGCCACAUGGAAACAGGAAGAUGGAAGCGAGAAAGAAGUUGCUCUAAAGAUUCUUAAAGGUCAUGACAUGCACUUACAGCUAUCUGAAGUGGACUGCUCAAGGCGGUUAAAACACCACAAUCUAGUUGAAUUCUACGGCGUCAUCUUUUCCGGUCGUGAAAGAUACAACGGUUCUCAUGCUGGCUUGCAUAGACAGAACGUUGGAUUACCCUUGUAUGAUAAUCGACUGAUGCUUGUGCUAGAUCUGUGCGACCAGAGUUUGGAGUCAUUAGUUUUUGGAAACAAAGAUUUACAGUGCGGGUCAUUUUCCCACUCUCUACGUGAAAGGAAAACGUACGACUUUUUCUUCGACAUGGGGGUAUCGAUCUGCGAAGGUCUAGCUUACAUGCACAGAAUGAAAUAUCUCCACAGAGACUUGAAACUUUCAAAUGUUUUGGUGAAAAACGGUAUAGGAAAGCUGAGCGACUUAGGGUUUGCAAGAGCGGAGGUCACCAUAACUGGGACAGCUGCAGGCACAUUGACGCACAUGGCACCCGAACUACUAAAGGAAAAGUUGUACAGCUAUAGCUCAGACGUUUACAGUUUGAGCAUUUUGAUGUGGGAACUGUGGUAUGGUAAAAGCUCAUAUUCAGAUACAGACUUUGCUGGCUUUGGCGUGGGGCAAUUCAUUGAUGCAGUAACACGAGGUGCAAGACCGGGUUGUGAUAUGGAACAUGCAAUGAUGGAAGAUUUGAAGAUUUUAGUUCAGAAAUGUUGGGACCAUGAUCCAGAACGACGUCCAAAAGUUGAAAACGUUACAAAAGAAUUGAAGAAAAUUGAUGAAAAAUACCGUCGAGUUAUUUCAAGAUAAUUUGCAAAUUGAAUGGAGAAGUUAAUAAACUGGUAAAAGCAUGGAUAAAUUCAGAAACAAUUCCCAUUAUAUAUCAAAAUAAUAGUAAUACUUUAAGUUGGUAGAAGGGUUGUCAAUGGUCUAACUUGCAACAUUUAACAUAAAAGAAUGUCGUUGAAAUUUUAUAUAGCUAAGUUUUAAAUAACAGAUUUUCGUUUUCAUUACAAAAUUUCAUUUAACCAAAAUAUACAUGGCAAAGUAUAAUUUUUCAUUUGUGACAAUCACCUAAGCCUAUCUCUAACUAUUGUCUGCCUCAUCUGGCUUUCAUCAAAACUACCAUCUAUAUACGGAAGAAAUGCCAGACAAGCUUGUGCAUAAUAGCUUUUUUACCUCACCAUUUCCUGGUCAUGCUGUGUUCAAGCCGUUUUGAAGCCGGUUUAACUUAUAUCACACAAUCUCUUUCUGUAAAUAAUUUGAAUCAUAAAUAUGAUGAUACUCUGUGGCGCAAGCUUUGUGAAAUAUGUGGGAUAGAUACGGUAAGCUCGUUUCUUAAAGAAAAAUUGUAUUAAGAUAAUUAAUCAAGCUUACUUAAAGGAAGUCCAAUAUUUUGUAAUCCCAAAACUUUUUUUAAGUAAAUUAAAUGUAUACCUGUUACACUAUA
This is a messenger RNA of Mercenaria mercenaria, 4073 nucleotides long. RefSeq lists its product as uncharacterized. Gene Ontology annotation, molecular function: protein kinase activity; ATP binding. The transcript is spliced from 13 exons. Gene Ontology annotation, biological process: protein phosphorylation. NCBI's taxonomy places the organism in Eukaryota, Metazoa, Mollusca, Bivalvia, Venerida, Veneridae. Bases 368 to 3433 code for a protein of 1021 amino acids. The record is from RefSeq and is a predicted model, not a curated record.